Entrophospora sp. SA101 is the source of this 5238-nucleotide messenger RNA. Lineage: Eukaryota; Fungi; Glomeromycota; Glomeromycetes; Entrophosporales; Entrophosporaceae. The record is from the annotation of a GenBank genome assembly.
AUGUCGUUAGGCAGACUUCAAAAUGCACUUUUUUCUAGUGAAGUCAUAGAAAAAGUAGAAGUUAAUCUAAGACAUUUAAUUGAUAAAAUUUUAGCAAGAUACUCCACUGAAUUUGUUAUUUACAGAGAAUUAUUACAAAAUUCAGAUGAUGCUAAAGCUACAGAAGUUGAAAUAAAAUUUGAGACUGAAAAGUCUGGAAAUGAUAAUAAUAUCAAUAUCUCAGAUAAAUGCGUGAGAAUAGUUUUUAAAAAUAAUGGUUUUUUAUUUAGACCUGAAGAUUGGGAUAGAUUGAAAAAUAUUGCUGUAGGAAAUCCUGAUGAACAAAAGAUCGGUGCCUUUGGUGUUGGAUUUUAUUCCCUAUUUUCAGUUUGUGAUAAUCCUCUUGUAUCAUCAGGUACACAAACUAUGAAAUUUUUUUGGGACGGAGAUCAAUUACUUAUUAAACGAAGGGUUAACGAACAAUAUGAUAAGAUUUGGACAAGAUUUUCGAUGGAUACUCUUGAAAAAGAAAAUAAAUUGCCAGAAAUAGAAGCUUUUGGUCGUUUUUUAGCAACUUCAUUGUGCUUCACAGGGAAUCUUAACAAAAUUACAGUCUACUUUAAUGAAAUUCAAGUAAUCCAUUUAACAAAAACAGUGCAUGAAUUACCAUCAAUGCCAAUUAAACCUGAAAUAAGAACAAACUCACCAGAUAAUCUGUUUAAAUUGACAUCAGUUGAUAUCUUCGAAGUUCAAAUGGAUGUUAAAAGAUUGAUCACUUCACCAGGAACUCCGAUAAAUCCAUAUUCACUGGAGGAAGACAGUAUUUUCUUAAAAAUUGCUAGUGGUAAUGUUGAUUUAAAUAUUCCAGAUUCAUUUUGUAUGGAAAUGGAGCGCACCACCAAAAAACGACCUCCAAAAAAUACAAAGAUACAAAUGAUUUUCACUGAUUUUGAUGAGCAAAGUUCUUCUUCAGAUCAAAAUAAUUAUGCUUCUGAAAUAUUCAGAGAUUUAUUGCCAUUCCCUGCACAAGGUAGAAUAUUUAUAGGAUUUCCUACUUUUCAAACAACUGGUUGCUCUGCGCACCUUGCAGCUAGAUUGAUUCCUACAGUUGAACGUGAAUCAGUUGAUUUGGUGGAUAAAACUUUAGCAAAAUAUAACGAGGGACUGUUACGUUUAGCUGGCAUAUUGUCUCGCAUGAUAUAUGAGGAUGAAUUGACAAAAAUUUCAAAUUUGUACAAGGAAUCAUUUGGUUCAAGCCUCGCAACAUUUGAUGAUGGACCAAUGAAAUCUAAAUUUGAAGGUCUUCAAAAAUAUGCGGCGCAUGCUUUGACACAUUUUACAUUUAGAGAAAGUACACCUAGAAAAGAGAUCUCAACAUUAAGUGAAUCACAGUUUUUUGAUUGUACAUCAACUCCAUUGCCAAUAUUAUCUACUUGUGGUGUUUUACCAAUUACAUCCAUCAGAAUACCAACCCCUGAGACGAAACCUUUUAUCAAGAUUGUCCCAAUUGUUCCAACGUUAUUGUUAGAUCAAUGCAAUGAAUUUUUCAAAAAAGCAGAAAAAGCAAAAGAUUCUUCAAGAUCUAUAUAUGAAGUCUCAAUAAAAGAUAUUUUUAUUGAAUUAGAAAGUCGGGCAUUGAACGAGAAUGAGAUGACAAGUUUGUUGAAAUGGUGGAUAAAUUAUCGUUAUAAAGAUAAAGCCACAUUGGAGAAAUUCAUGAAACUUGUUACUAUACAAGUUGAAAACACCAAGGUACCUCUUAGUAAAAUUUCUCAUUAUUUAGACCCAAAUGUUAUUCCACCUGAUGUAGAAGUUCCUCCAAGUGUUUUGCCUUAUUCAAUAAGUAAAGACUUUAAAGAGAGAGAUAUUUUAGCUCAUUUUAGUGAUUGGUCUAAAUUAAGUUUGGUUACAUGGGCUCGAUUUAUCUCUGCAAAACCUUUAUUUGAACAAGAUCCUACGUUUUCAGAAAAAAUUCUUGGAAUCAUUGCACAUCGAUUUAGACGUAUUUCUGAACGGGAUCAAAAGAAUAUUAGACAAUAUUUGGCUAAAAAAAAUUGUAUUCCAACAAAAAUGGGUAUGAAAAUGCCAGAUCAAUCUUAUUUUCCCAGUGCGGAUAUAUUUCCAGAUUUGGCUAUUAUUAGUUGUCAAGACAGAAUUGAUGAUGAAUUUUUCUCUUAUUUGGGAGUUAGAAAACGUGUUGAAAUACAUCUUUUAUGUGAUCGACUUGUUAGACAAGGAGGUUGGAAUCAUAUGGAAUUAAUCAAAUAUCUUGUUCGGAAUGAAUAUGAGGAUGAAGAAAUAAAAAAAUUAUCAUCCAAGUCUAUUUGGCCGAUGGAAUCUAACAAUAAUAGAAGAUUUACAGCAAGGGAAUUAUAUGCACCAUCGUCACAAUUACGUGAUUUUGAAUUACCAAUAAUUGUGUGGGAUGACAAUUGGAAUAGGAAUUCGAGGGAAGCUAAAAUUAUGUUAAAGCUCGGCUUAUGUGAAUAUCCUCCACUUGGUAAAAUACUUCAGCUGGCGUCACCUAUCACAGAGCUUUCAAUUCGCCAAAAGGCUCUAAAUUACUUUCUUGAAAAUCUUAAAACAAAAUAUUCUAAACACUAUGAUGCAAAAAAAAUAAAUAUUGCGUUUCUCCCAUGUACUGAUCUAAACGUUUACGCAAAACCAUCGGAAUGUUACACAAACACGGAGUGUAGGUUUAUGAAAUUUAAUGUAUUACAUAGAGACUUGGUAAGUAGAGCUGAAGAUCUUGGUGUAAAGAAAGAUCCAGAUCGGCUGCAGAUACUAGAAAAACUAAAGAACGAACCACCAGAUGAAGAAAAAGCAAAAUCAAUUUUUGGUUAUUUAUCUUCAUUUCACUUUAUAUAUUCAGAUUGGGGCAAUUUAAACCGAACAUAUUUUAUUCCAAUUCGUGAUAAAAAGUCCGCUCAAUUGAAAUAUGUUAAACCGUCAAACUGUUUUUUUAAAUGUUCUGAUGAAGAUUUUGCUGACUAUUUUGAUUAUAUUAAUUUUGGUGAAAAAGCAAAUAAAUUUUUGCGGGAUUGUGGUGUCAAAGAUGAACCAUCUCCAAUUGAUUUGGCUGAACUUUUAAUUGAAUCUUCACAUGAAGUUUUGAAAAGCCAGGGUAUUGACAAGUAUACUGCUAUACUACACAAAAUCGAUCACAAAUUUUCUUCGGUUCAAAAGAAUAACAAUGUAUUAAAUAAUUUGAAAAAACUUGGAAAAUGUAUACUAGCAUCUUCUAAAGAUAUUUAUAUAAGUGAUAAUGAUAUAUAUGAUAAAAUUUUUGAACCUUUAAGCUGCCCCCCAGAUCAAUCAUUAGUACGUUUGUACAAGAAAUUGGGAUGUCAAUCACUAUCCAGCAGUGUUACAUCUAAAUCUGACAUUAAAGGAAAGAUACUACGACCUACUGAAAAAUCUGCGGAAUUACAAAAUUUGAUUAGGGAACGUGCACCAUUAUUUUAUCAUGAAAUUAAUAAUAACGAUAUCAAUAAAUAUGAACAAUGGGUAAGAGAAUUGGAAGUGUUAGAGGUUGAUCAGAUCGAAACAACUCAUACUUUGGCUCCAAAGAAUAUAACAAAAGUUGAUAAUUUUAUCACCUCUUGUAUUUCAAAAUGUGAACGUAAAUUAUUUAUUAGAGUAGGGGAAUCGGUUAAUUAUUAUGAUGUUGCAAAAUCAAUUUCUCAGUUGAUUUGUAAAAGACCUCAACUUAAUAUGAUUGCCUUUGUAGACUCGUUAUUAACAAAGUCAUUAGAUGAUCUUAGAAGUAGGGGACUUCCAGUAGAUCAAUUAUUAAAUCUAAAGAAAAACAAUUUGUAUGUUGUUGAAAAUGAAGAAAUUUCAGAAUUAAAUCCAUUUGAAGAAGAAAAUUUUUCUGAUACAGAUUAUUAUGAAGUUGCUACGGAAACAAAGCAUUUUUCUGGAAAAACACAAAAAAUUGCUCCUAAUUAUAUGCCUAUCAUGUCAACAACUUCAUAUGAAGAAGCAUUUCCACCGUUACCAGCUUCAUAUAAUAAUAAUUAUGAUAAACAUCAGAGACAAAGCUUUUCCUCAAAAUCACAAUAUGAAAAGAGUUCAUGGUACAAUACAUCUUCUACAACAGUUUCGCAAAUGAGCAUUGAAGAUUUGAAAAAAGUUUUACGUGAUGGCAUAUCCCGUACGAAUUCUGUUGAUGGACAAGUUAAAAUAAAUUUUCCAGAAAAUCAAAUAAGUUACUGUGAUUUUAUACCAGCUCAUUCAUUAGAAUUUAUUGGAGCAGAAAAUGGGGUAGAAUUAUAUAUUUCAAAAGGUCUGGAUCCAUCAACAUUUUCAUCGUCAAGGAUUCCUUUGAAUAACUUUAUUCAAAUGCUUAAACAUUUAUCUAAAGUUUUUGAACUACCUCCCAAAAAGGUUCAUGUGUUUUAUGAUUCUGGCAAUUCUACUGCUUUUAAUCGAAACAAUUCAUUAUUUUUCAAUUUUAAGUAUUAUUUGCUUCGUCGUGAUUCUGAAGCUUCUGAAACUUUUGUCUAUUGGUUUAUGAGAUUUUGUCAUGAAUUAGCUCACAAUAUUAGGAUCCCACAUGAUGCUCAACACGAGAGAACUGGGAAAAAUUUAAUCAAAUUUACGUUGUAUAUGGAGAUUGGUGCCAACAACACAACUGCAGAAGUGCCAGCUGAUAGCCUUGGGGAAGAGUACACCGGAUAUGUGUUUAGGAUUACUGGUGGUAAUGAUAAACAAGGAUUUCCAAUGAAGCAGGGAGUUCUACGUAACGAUCGUGUUAGAUUAUUAUUGUCAAAAGGACAUUCAUGUUAUAGACCUCGUAGAACUGGUGAACGUAAAAGAAAAUCUGUUCGCGGAUGUAUUGUUGGAAGUGAUCUUUCUGUUUUAUCAUUGGUCAUUGCAAAACAAGGCGAUAAAGAUAUUCCUGGAUUAACAGAUACUACUGUUCCAAAAAGAUUGGGUCCUAAAAGAGCUUCAAAAAUUCGUAAAUUCUUUAAUUUAUCAAAAGAUGAUGAUGUUAGAAAAUUUGUUAUUCGCCGUGAAGUCACACCAAAGAAUACCAACAGGAAACCUUUCACCAAAGCACCCAAAAUCCAACGCCUUGUAACUCCAAUUACUAUACAACGUAAAAGACAUCGUUUAGCAUUGAAACGUAGAAGAGCUCAGGCUGCAAAAGCUGCUGCUUCUGAAUACGCCACUUUACUUGCUAAACGUGUGAAGGAGCAAAAAGAACGUAAAGCUAGUCUUAGAAAGAAGAAAAAAGUUACCAAAAAAGCUUAA